Messenger RNA from Galeopterus variegatus (Sunda flying lemur), 611 nucleotides. RefSeq names its product myosin regulatory light chain 10. Gene Ontology annotation, cellular component: mitochondrion; cytoplasm. The transcript is spliced from 6 exons. Bases 312 to 611 code for a protein of 99 amino acids. Gene Ontology annotation, molecular function: calcium ion binding. NCBI's taxonomy places the organism in Eukaryota, Metazoa, Chordata, Mammalia, Dermoptera, Cynocephalidae. The record is from RefSeq and is a predicted model, not a curated record.
UCAGCAUGGUGACUGGCGCAUAGGAGGGAGGCACCAGGACACGGCAGGGGAUCAGCUGUCCUGGGGCCUCCAGGCCCCAGGCCAGCUCUGGGGACAGUUAAGCUCUCCAGCUCCGGGGACUGGUGGGCUUCCGGCUUGAAGCCAGCACUGCCGGCCCUGGCAGCCGACCAGAUGUGGCAGGUCCAGCUGCUCAGAUGGACGGGGGCUGCCAUCGAGGCUGAGCCGGGGCUGCCAGGGCUGCACUGGACACGCAGGCACCAAGAAGAGCCCGGAAAAGAGCAGAAGGCGCAGCCAGCUCCAACGUCUUCUCCAUGUUUGAUCAGUCCCAGAUCCAGGAGUUUAAAGAGGCCUUCACCAUCAUGGACCAGAACCGGGAUGGCUUCAUCGACAAGGAGGACCUGAGGGACACCUUUGCUGCUCUGGGCCGCAUCAACGUCAAGAACGAGGAGCUGGAGGCCAUGGUGAAGGAGGCUCCCGGGCCCAUCAACUUCACCGUCUUCCUGACCAUGUUUGGGGAGAAGCUGAAGGGCACGGACCCAGAGGAGACCAUUCUCCAUGCCUUCAAGGUGUUCGACACUGAAGGCAAAGGCUUCGUCAAGGCUGAUGUGUAA